GGCCAAAAUAAUUUUCAAUGUAACUUAUUUCAUAACUCUCGAAUGACGGUAAGUGUUUCCGAAAGGAAUGGUGUGGACUGUGGUUAGUCAACUCCACCGAGAUGGCGGUGAUGCCCCAUGUGUCGCUUUAAAAAUGACCACAGAAGAAGAACCUACCAAAGAAAGACCGGUGCUUGGACGCCAUCAUGUGGCAGUAUUGUCAGACGCGUUUUAGUGUUUUCAAAGUUGUCAUACAUGGACGCUCCAGUCGGCACCUAAACUCCACAUAAGAGCCCUUCUUUGACUCCAUUCCCAUCCGAGCGUUGAAGGUUUAUUUUUAUUCCUCAGUCAUCUUGAAAAGGUGUACGAACACAUGCUCUUUUUGCUGCGUAAGAUACCAUGCUAGCUAGCUAACACGACAAUUAAGUGCUAGCUUCGGCGUUUUUGUAGUUAGCCAUGGACCCGCUAAGCAUAGUGGAGGAUGAAGUGGCUUUGGAAGGACUGGACGGCAUCACUAUUCCCGCUUUGUGGAUACGACUGGGGGAUAGGAAGCCCAGGUUCCCACUCAAGCUGGACGACAGCACCAAGGAGUUCAUCUGGAGAUCGCUGGUGGCCAACAGUGACUUGACGUUCUACCUGCUUCCCGCCGAGAGGGAUGAUGUGGUACUGUACGACAGGUUUCAGUCUAAUGAAGAGAAUGACGUUGAAGACAAGGAUGUGUACCCGGUGCACAUCAUCCGUGACAACAAGGACGGCUUGCAGGGCUCGUGUGCCACCUUCUGCCAAAGGAGAGAUGUCACGGCGCGCCUCCGCUCCCCGUCGCCAAUCGCCCUGGACGAAUCUUUAAAAAGGUACGGCAGGAAGCUGGUGGCGGUGGCAUCGCAAGGGCGCCGUUUCCUCGCUCUCAUCGGCAGCGAGAGCGACCCUGACGCCAAACUGACGGAUGACUCAUACUGCAUGCUGGAGCGGGUGGGACGGGCACGAUGGCAGGGGGAGAUGCAGAGUGAACUGCACAAGUCCUCUUUCAAGGUGGACUCACGUAAGUUGCACUACAUCAGGAAGCCUCUGAUCCGCCACCGGCUGGUGUGCGCCCAGGCCUGCAGCAGACAGCUCAAGUCGGGACAGGCGCAAAGCUCCAUCCUCCUCUUGCUCAAACGCUUUCACGUCAUCAGGAGGUCCAAGUACGAUUUGCUGAUGGAGGGUGUGUCCAACAUCCUCCAGAAGAUUCCACGCCAGCUGGCCGCAAUGGUCACCAUACGGGAGCACCUGAAUCUGCCGGAGGGGCUUUGCAAGCGUGUGUUUCGGCACAUGCGAGAGGCCAAUUUGGUGGAAUACUGCAGCGUGCCUCUAGAAGACUUGGAUGAGGAGAAAAAACCCGUGCGUACCAGAAAAGGCAAUAAAGUGCAUGUCCGCUGCCUGAAGCUAAUCAAGCCAUACAGAGGCAAGUUCACCACCGCGGCGGACGAGUGGAAGGACGACGAAGACAAUGAGGAGGACGACGAUGACGACGACGAGGAUAGCGACAGGAGGCGAGCUCUGCCCCCUGUGGGCCGGAUCAUGGAGCAGGACGUUUUGUCACAGGCAUACAAGCUGGUUGCAUCGUAUGGCACCAAGGGAAUCCCUCAGUCGGGCAUCGCGUCCAGGAUGAACGUCGGCAAGCUGGAGGCUCGCAUGCUGUGGAGGAAGUUGGAGAGGGACGGCGUCAUCAAGGGCUUCAUGGUGGACGAAGGCCGUCAGAGAGUUACAUAUUUCCUCAGCCACCGGAGCGUGGGUGGGAGUGACGACCUGCAGCUUCUCUCUAAAGAGAAGCAACGCAAAAAGCUUUUCCACUCCUCGGCCUCGCCCGUGUCAACGAGCACACCCAAGGCCUCCUGUCCUACCCCGGCCGCUGGCAAACAACGACAGAAAACCCCCACGAAGAGCAGAGGAGCGAGCGAAGAGGUGGAAGAGGAAGGCGAGGAUGCAAGUUUAGACUCGCCAGAUAAAGUUGGGAAGGAAUCAACUGGAAAGGCCGUAAAGAAGCCGAAGGCGGCCAUCGCAGACGUUGCUCCAAUUCCAGCGGUACCAGACGCAGAGCCUGUUAGCACCUCAGAGCGAGCUUCAGUCGAGGAGAAAGAGGAGGAGGAAGGAUCUUUGCCUCUAUGCCAGGAGGAGGAAGGGACUGCAGUGGACCUUGUAAAGGACAUUGUUGUGGUGAAUGAAGUUGACAACCAGCCCGACACCAGCAACCGCAGGCACCGGGAAACGUACCGCGUGCUCAGGCGGAAAAAUCUCAUCAUUGAGGCCGUGCACAAGCUCAAAGUCAUCGACGGCCUUUACCACCUGCAGAAGCUGAUCAAUGACGAAGAGAAGCUGCAGGGUCUCACCAUCAAGUGCUGCAAGAAGACCACAGCGCGCCUCGUCCAGACUCUGUCCAGAGAAGGACUGCUCAAGAUUUUUACCACCAACGUCAUACAGGAUGGCAUUACCAGGAAGAUGGAGUUGUUCGUUCAUCCGUCUGUCCAGCCCAGUGACGAGUUGGUGAGAGCCAGCAUCGAUCAGGUCCGCUUCAAAAUCACCAGCUCCUGCGCUACAUCGUGCCAGCAGGCAGCGAGCAAAGACAGCCCUCUCAAAGUGGAAAAGCAAGAGACCAGUAAGAGUUUCAAGAGCUUUGCCGAAAUCAAGGAAGAAUACGCAGUCGAGGCCGCAAAGUUCAAGCCCACUGUAGUUCGAGGACUCGGCAAGACUCUUGGUUUCCAGCCCAAGAUGCACCGCCUGCGUGUUUUGCACACCUUCCUCUGGUAUGUCAUCUACGACCACCCAAUGGGGCCAAGACCCCCGUGGCUAGCGACCCCUCAGGACGCUCCUGAGGUUGUCCAAGAGCCACCGGAAAGAAUCGACGACGACAACCUCACCCUGAAGGAUUUGGAUGCGGCAUUGUCCGGGGAAGAGGAUGAAGCCGUGAUGGAAAUUUCCAGUCACUCAAACUGUGAAAUAAAAGUUUACUGCGAGGAGGAUUCAUGGAAGAGGUUCGUCCCGCCCGUUCGCAGGCACUGCGAUCGAGGCAUCGGCUGGGCGAUCGUGGGCGACCUACUCCUGUGCCUGCCACUCUCCUUAUUCGUCCAACUCGUACAGAUCAACUAUCAGGUCGACGGCUUGGAGGAGUAUUUGAACGACCCCGUGAAGCAACACCAUCUGAUUCGUCAGCUGCCCCUGGCAAUACGGAAGCAGCUCUUUUUCCGACGGAAAUACGUGUACCUCUUCUUCGAGAACCUCCAGCGCUUGGUCUGCAUGGGCCUGCUGCAGCUCGGUCCUGUGGAGAAGCUGAAGGAGAAAGACAUGCUGUUUUGUUACCUGAAGCGCCACGCCACCAUUGUAGACACCGUCUACGCCGAACCGCACUACUGGCUGGUGGAGGAACCUCCCGACAAACCCUUUGACAGACGCCGCUACACCUUCAGCAGCACAGACGAUGUCGACACGUACUGGUUCGACCUCAUGUGUGUCUGCCUCAACACGCCUCUGGGGGUGAUUCGCUCCAAGCGAGGCGCCUCUGAGAAUGAGGUGACGCCGUCCUUUGUGAACGAUCGAAGCCUAUUUAUGGCCAUGGCUUCCUUGCUCAAGGGCAGCAACAUCGUGUGUGACGACGGCACCACGCCGGGCGACGGAAAAGGCGCCGGCGGUCUGUCCUCUGAGUUCUUCGCUCAUAUGAAGCGCAACUGGCUGUGGACUAAUCACCUCCUGGCCUGCAAAAGGCGGCCCACCGGGCCCAAUGAUACCAAAGUGCGACUGAAGAGCCUGCUGAGUAAAGAAGCGCUACGGGCUGCGCUGAAAGCCGCGGCUUCGUCACCUCGCUUCUUGACCGCCAAAAAGUCGGUGGUGACGAAAGAAACUGUGGAGGUGGCUGUCGAGCCGUCGUCCAGGAACCAGGAGGUGGUUGGAGGGAAGCAACGGAAGCGGAAGAGACCCAAAAAGGAAGUUGUUGUAAAGGUUCCUCGCAAGAAGAAAAAAGAGCCCAAGAAGCGCACCCCGGCUCACGACGAGGCUGACCACGAAGCCCUGAAAAAGAUGACCAGGCGGCGAGUCAUCUGGACGGUGCAGGAGGACUCUCUGCUCAUGCUGUGCGGUGUGGCCUCGCAUCUGCUCAACAGCAAGUUGCGGAGGACAUUCGUGGCCUACUGCGUGGUGCGAGACCUCCUCCAGGCAGAGUUUCAGAUCUCUGAGGACAAAACGUCACUGGCAGUGGGGCGGCGCACGCGCUACAUCCUCAAGAAUCCUCAAACCUUUCUCAACUACAGGAUCUGCCUAGCUGAAAUCUAUCAGGACAAAGAUCUGCUGAAACAGCUCCAGGACAACAAGCCUGCUGAUCCCAAUAAUGCAGAUGAGUGUGCCAGAGCAUUCAGCGAGUAUGUCAAGCUCCUCCGACAAAAGUUCAGCUCGGCCCUCAACGCCGAUGAUGUGAAAUUGCCCGAAAACAAACAUCAAGUCUUCUCGGAGUUAAAAGUGUUCACGAUACACACCGACAGGCAGAUUCCCUGCAGAGACACCCUGACUCGCACAGCCGAUGUCCAUGCCUUAGUGUUGUUCAACCUCAUCCAGAGUACGCUGGCCAUGACCAACAAUCAGAUGAAGGAGUCCAGAUCCUUUCAGACGUUCCAGAUCUACAGUCAGUACUCGCAGGAGCUUCUGUGCCGGGUGUUCAUUGAGUGCCGUAAACGUCAUCUGGUCAACCAGCGCCGCGUCUGUCGGACCGCGGGGCGCAAGAAGAACCGAGCGCUACCCAUCCUGCCCAUGUCCUUCCAACUCUCGCAGUCCUACUUCAGGUUAUUUUCAUGGCGUUUUCCUCACACGCUUUGCACCGACUCAUUCCGCUUCCUGAAGACUUUGCUAAACAACGGCAGAGGCGACAACAGGUCUUUCGUCUCAUACCACCUGGAGACGGAAAACCGGACAGAAAGCGGCGAGGAAGCAGAAGACAGCCGAACCACCGAUCUGGAACAUUCGGGAAUGAUGCGCUUCCAUCUGGACUCUGUCGGAGGAGCAUGCUUGGUGGCGCUCACCCUGAUGAGUUUAGGACUCCUGUCUGUACAUAUGUCCAUCCCCAAGAAGAUGGUUGUGGUGGACAGCAACCUGGUGGAUAGUGACGUCAGAAGCAUGGUGUCAUUGGAGGAAGAGGACGAUGAGGAUGACGUCGCCAGCGAUGAGUGCCUGAGCAAAAAAAAGUUGCGAGUCAAUGCUCACCAGGCUUCGCACACCAAGUACCUGUUAAUGAAAGGCUAUUGCAUUCCUGGCAUUGUUAAACGCCGGAAUAUGAACACCAGCGACAACAUUGUGGUGGAGUCGUGCGUGCUCAGGAUGCAGAUGAGACAAACCCCGGCAUGCGCCCUGUUGAGUGAUGACGGCGUCUCUCUGGACUUCUCAAAAUCCGGCCCGUCCCUGCUGCCGUCCGUCCUCACCCGCUCCAUCCAGAAAGUUGGGCGCACUCCGGCCCUGUGCUCCAGCUACUCCCCUGAGGACGUGCAGGUGAGCGCCCAGCUGAGGAAGCACCUGGACACAGCAGGCGAAAAGGGGGUAGACCAGGUGGACCUGUUCCGGGAGCUCGCUCAUCUCUGUCGGCCGCAAUCCGGAUGCAGCAGGAGCCUCGAGCAGUACCUGGAGGAUUUACAGAAGGAUGGUCAGGUCCUCAAGGUUGGCGGCUACGGCGUUCGCUGGGUGCUCAUCCAACAUGCCGAUCCCUGGAUCCUCACCGUCAACCCCAGGAAUGGGUCCCAGCUGCAGGCCGCCACAGGUGAAGAUCCCUCCCAACACAACAUUCCCUUCCUGUACAAGAGGCGACGGGUUGAAGGACGGCGGGAUGACAAGAACAAAGAGGAGCCUCCGGCAAAGAAAAUGGCAAGCGAAGAGAGACUCAAGGAAGAGGAGGACAAGGAGGCAGUAUGGACGAUCCCACCAAAAGCCGAGGACCCUGCGGUAAAGGUUUCGAUGGGACGGGAGUGCGCGGAAAUGCAGGAUGAGUGCCAUCCCGCUGAGGACAAAAUGGAGGACGAGGAGGAAGACGGAGGAGCCUCCUUGGCGCAAGAGGCUGACAUUCAUGAGGACAGCGUGAGCUUCGUGGUCCGUCCGUGGCGUCUCGUGGACGGGACUCUCAACCGUCAGGUGUGCAAAGGCAUGCUGGAGGCCGUCCUCCACCACAUCAUGUCCCGUCCGGGCAUCCCUCACCAAAAGCUGCUGUCAUACUACGAGGGUGUGCUGCAGCCCGUCGUCCUUCUGGAGCUGCUCGAGUCGCUUGUAGAACUGGGCUGCGUGGUCAAGAAAACACUGUUCAAAAGACCCAAGCCCACCCUGUUCGGGCCCCCGAUGCCGACGACGGAGGAGCAGCAAGAAUCUGUUUUUUACGAGCCCACGGUCAGCUGCUGCCUCAGACUCGCUCGGGUGCUGCCCAAUGAACGCCACUGGAACUACUGUGGAAAGUAACUUUUAAAAAUUUAUUCUAAUUAAUCCAAAUGGAAUAAAGGCUUCAACCUCAAAAUAUAUAUAUAUAAUAACCAUGGAGCAGCUUUUUAGCAAUGUUCAGUUUUAUUCACACAAAUCACAUUCUCCACGAUGCAUGUGAAGCUGAUGUACAGUAGGACUGUGAUUGAAAAAAAAUCUUUUCAACUUAAUAAAUCACAAAAAUAAAUUACAAACUUGCCUA
This is a messenger RNA of Hippocampus comes (tiger tail seahorse), 6652 nucleotides long. It is a transcript of the gene gtf3c1, whose product is annotated as general transcription factor IIIC subunit 1. Lineage: Eukaryota; Metazoa; Chordata; Actinopteri; Syngnathiformes; Syngnathidae. Gene Ontology annotation, cellular component: transcription factor TFIIIC complex. The coding region runs from base 436 to 6432 and encodes 1998 amino acids. Gene Ontology annotation, biological process: transcription initiation at RNA polymerase III promoter; 5S class rRNA transcription by RNA polymerase III. The record is from RefSeq and is a predicted model, not a curated record. The transcript has 38 exons. Gene Ontology annotation, molecular function: DNA binding.